Molecule: messenger RNA, 1745 nt
Organism: Spizellomyces punctatus DAOM BR117
Lineage: Eukaryota; Fungi; Chytridiomycota; Chytridiomycetes; Spizellomycetales; Spizellomycetaceae
Exons: 4
Coding region: 75-1661 (528 amino acids)
Molecular function (GO): hydrolase activity, hydrolyzing O-glycosyl compounds
Source: RefSeq, a predicted model, not a curated record
ACGGUCUUUGCUUAACGGGUCCGUUUUUCACCACACACGCAUGAGGAUUGAAUAGGAUUGAAGAUAGCCGUUAAAUGGGGUGUGCGCCGUCAAAAAGCUCAGUUCAGGGUAACAGCUAUCCGGGAAUGGGACCGGGCCAAGGGCAACCUGUCAACCAGCUCCCGCUCCCGCCGCGCCCAAAUCAGCCGCAACCUUCUACUCAACCCACUCACUCCAAUCCACAAAUUGCUCCCGCACCUUCAGAUUCAUCGGGAAUGUCGUUCAUCACGCGACAGGGCCACACUCUAUACGAAAAUGGUCGACCAUUCCGUUUCAUCUCUAUAAAUGUUCCCAACCUUUUCUUUAUCGAAGAUCGCCCAGAUGCUUGCGGGUGGGUCCUUCCAGACCCUUACGAACAGCACGACGCCCUCCUCACUGUGGCGCAUAUGGGUGGCCGAGUUGCGCGAACGUACACGCUGGGGGCCGGAUGUAACUUUCACGUCACUCAGCCCCGGAAAUAUAAUGAAGACUGCUUUGUGGCGAUGGAUCAUGCUCUGGCGAUCGCCAGGAACGUGGGUGUGCGUUUGAUUGUGCCCUUGGUGAAUAAUUAUGGCGGAAAGGAUGAAGUAGGGGCAUGUGGGGAUGCUCUUUUUGGGAACUAUGCUGCGUUUGCGGGUUUACGAGGAAAGAAGCCCAGUGCAUUCUGGACAGAUCCAGAGUUGGUUGAGGAUUUCAAGCAUUUGAUCUCCUUUGUGUUGAAUAGAGUCAACACCGUGAAUGGAAUACGAUACGGCGAUGACCCCAUUGUCCUAGCAUGGCAACUUGGGAAUGAACUCGGAGGAUGGAAUGGACCGAAUCCUCCUACAUCCUGGACAUUGGGCAUGACAGCUCACAUCCGGUCGUUGGCACCCAACACGCUUGUCCUAGAUGGAACGAUGGGAGGGCUCAAAGCGAAAGAUAAAUACGACCGACAGGCAUUGUCAUCUCCCGCAGGACCCGAUAUCUUCACAAACCAUUAUUAUUACGGCGAAUCCGAUAUCAAGAGGCUGAAAGACGAUUCAUCCUUUGUUGCAAAGCACAGUAAGGCCUUCAUUGUCGGAGAGUUUGGAUUUAGUAAUACUGGAGUGUAUGGACGGAUGUAUGAGGAUAUUUUGCGCAAUGAUAAGGUUACGGGCAGUUUGAUCUGGAGUCUAAGAUUUCACAGCAUGUUCGGUGGCUUUUAUGUUCACUCAGAGGAAGGCGGAAAAUAUUGGUCGUAUCACGCACCAGGCUUCCCUUCCCGUAAUCGGGGAUUCUGUUUCGAAGAAGCUGAAGUGAUUCCUCAAAUACGCAACUACGCACUCCGCAUUCAGGGUCUAGACCCACGUACUGUUCCGUACCCCGUCCCUCAGGCACCUUACCUGUUGGAGGACAUUCGACCAAAAUGCUUCCGAUUUCGGGGAAGUGCUUGGGCAGCUCGCUAUGUGAUUUAUAGGGGACGAGCUAGAGAUGAGUUUGGGGGAGUAGAAUGGGAGCCAAAUCCCGUUGCGACAAAUGUAACGGAUGAUGUGUGCAGUGGGUCAACGUUGUGGAGGGAUGAGGGAGCGAUGGAAGGGGUACCCUACUAUUAUGCUGUACAGGCGGUUGGAGUGGGUGGGGACUGCAGCCCCUGGUCUAAUGUCGUCGGGCCAACAUAUGUGUAGCAAGCAGUUCUUUAGGCAUUAUCUUAGCAAGCCAUCAACAACAUAAUACCAAGCAACUUUGCCCAACGGCAGCGACAACUAACC